AUGAUCUCGAUCGUCAGCGUGCGGCUGCCGACGGGCGACACCCCCGUGUCGACCGUCACGCUCGAGCCGUAUGUGCUGCUCAAGCGCGGCGAGACGGUCCAGUCCGCGGAGGACAUGCCCUCGGAGGGCGACCCCGCAGGCGCCAGCCCCUGGCAGCUCCGCUCCCGCUGGUUCCGCAGCUCGAUCCCGCGCGGCGGCGCCGUGUGCAGCGUGCACCCGGAGAAGGAAGCGACAAUCCAGUGCACUGUGUGCCUGCGCUCCAAGGUGGCGCAGCACCUGUCCUACCACUGCUCGCCCGAGUGCUUCCGCAGCAGCUGGGCGCAGCACCAGGAGUACCACCGCCAGGCGGCCGCCAACUUCGCGGCCCUGGGACCCCGCAAUGCUUGA
Messenger RNA from Monoraphidium neglectum, 387 nucleotides. RefSeq names its product CCR4-NOT transcription complex subunit6. NCBI's taxonomy places the organism in Eukaryota, Viridiplantae, Chlorophyta, Chlorophyceae, Sphaeropleales, Selenastraceae. The coding region runs from base 1 to 387 and encodes 128 amino acids. The transcript is spliced from 2 exons. The record is from RefSeq and is a predicted model, not a curated record.